This is a messenger RNA of Cygnus atratus (black swan), 4683 nucleotides long. It is a transcript of the gene EHBP1, whose product is annotated as EH domain binding protein 1. Bases 566 to 4075 code for a protein of 1169 amino acids. NCBI's taxonomy places the organism in Eukaryota, Metazoa, Chordata, Aves, Anseriformes, Anatidae. The transcript has 23 exons. The record is from RefSeq and is a predicted model, not a curated record. Gene Ontology annotation, molecular function: protein binding.
CCGAGCCGGGCCGGGCUGCGCCUCGCCUCAGCGCAGCGCCGGCAGGGGGGCGAUGGUGGCGGCGUGAGGCGCGGCGGGGCCGGGCUGCGCCCGCCGGGACGGCACCGGGACCGUGACGGGACCCUGACGGGGCACGGCGUGAGCCCGGGGCUCAGCCAUGAGGCCGCGGGACGACAGCCGCGGGGCGCUGCCGCCGCGGUAACGGGCAGCGCCGCCCGAGACCCUCCCGUGUGAGGACCGGGGGCCAGUCCUGCAGUCUCCACAUCAUCCACUGCGUGAGGAAUGAUGAUUCCAUGAGAGAACUUCCUUUCAAUCUUUCUCUUACCCAUCCGCGCUUAUUGCAUGCUGCUCCUGGACAGUGAUGAGCCAUUCAGCUACGCUGGGAUUUUUCCCAUGAAGAAGGGAGAGACAGAAUAUGAAUUGUAGACAUCCCCUCAAGCUUCUUGUGCAUUGCUUUUACUGUAUCUGUCUAUAAAUCUGCUAGCAUUGAGCACAUACACCCUUAAACCUACAUUGGUAUUCCCAGAGUUGCUACUGUGUCACAGGACUGGUAUUUCUCGCCGUCAUGGCUUCAGUUUGGAAAAGACUGCAGCGUGUUGGGAAGCACGCAUCCAAGUUCCAGUUUGUGGCCUCUUACCAGGAGCUGAUGGUGGAGUGCACCAAAAAAUGGCAGCCAGAUAAACUCGUGGUGGUUUGGACAAGAAGAAGCCGAAGAAAAUCCUCUAAGGCUCAUAGCUGGCAGCCCGGAAUCAAAAACCCGUACCGUGGAGUGGUCAUAUGGCCUGUUCCUGAAAAUGUUGAAAUUACUGUGACGCUUUUUAAGGAUCCCCACGCUGAAGAGUUUGAAGACAAAGAAUGGACGUUUGUCAUAGAGAAUGAAUCUCCUUCCGGCCGCAGAAAAGCUCUUGCCACCAGCAGCAUCAACAUGAAGCAAUACGCAAGCCCCAUGCCUACACAAACAGAUGUCAAGUUAAAAUUCAAGCCUUUGUCGAAGAAAAUAGUAUCUGCCACACUACAAUUCUCUUUAUCUUGUAUUUUCCUGAGGGAAGGGAAAGCCACGGAUGAAGACAUGCAAAGCCUGGCUAGUUUGAUGAGUAUGAAGCAAGCUGAUAUUGGAAAUCUAGAUGACUUUGAGGAAGACAAUGAAGAAGAUGAAGAAAACAGAGUGAAUCAAGAGGAAAAGGCUGCGAAAAUUACAGAGCUUAUCAAUAAGCUUAAUUUCCUGGAUGAAGAGGAACCAGACCUGGCUAACUCUAGUACGAACCCUUUUGGUGAUCCCGAUGCAGCAGAAUUAAAUCCAUUUGGAGACCCUGAUGCAGAAGAACCGGAUACUGAAAUCGCUUCAUCUUCAAAGCCAGAAGAAAGUUUCUAUGCUGACAGUUACAAUCCCUUCAAGGAUGAAGAUGCCCCAGAGUACUUGAACCCAUUUGAUGAGCCAGAUCCUGAGCCUGAAGCAUUUGUAACUGCAAGAGAUUCUUCUCCUCAACCUGCGAAAAGGAAAAAUGUCAGACCCGUGGAUAUGAGUAAAUACCUCUAUGCAGAUACCUCCAAAGCCGAAGAGGAAGAGCUAGAUGAAUCAAAUCCGUUUUAUGAACCAAAAUCAAGCCCUGCUUUAAUUAAAGUUGCUCCACUGCAAGAACCAGAAAAGAAGAUGAAAAGAAAGGCUCCUGAACCACCAAACCUCUUGCCAAAGACAGAGACAGGCAUGAGUGAGAACAUGUCAGCUAUUCCUGCAUCGAGGGAGCUUUCUUCUUCUCCUAAGCCAAGCCCAAUACCAAGUCCCAUUUUGGGGAGAAAGCCAAACGCUAGUCAGUCCCUGCUCGUGUGGUGCAAAGAAGUUACAAAAAACUAUAGGGGAGUGAAAAUCACCAAUUUUACAACAUCGUGGAGAAAUGGACUGUCGUUUUGUGCAAUACUACAUCACUUUAGACCAGAUCUUAUUGACUACAAGUCCCUGAAUCCUCAAGAUAUUAAAGAGAACAACAAAAAGGCAUAUGAUGGGUUUGCCAGUUUAGGAAUAUCGCGGUUGCUGGAGCCUUCUGACAUGGUUUUGUUAGCGAUACCUGACAAACUGACUGUCAUGACCUAUCUCUAUCAAAUACGGGCGCAUUUCUGCGGCCAAGAAUUAAACGUGGUUCAAAUCGAGGAGAACAGUAGUAAAAGCACAUACAAAGUGGGGAACUAUGAAACGGACACAAACAGUUCCGUUGACCAGGAAAAAUUCUACGCAGAGCUGAAUGACCUGAAGCGGGAGCCUGAGCUGCAUCCGCCGGAUGGUGGUCUGGCAGACUUUGCUUCUCAGGACGACUCCGUGUUUGUCAAUGACAGCGGUGUCGGCGAGUCCGAGAGCGAGCAUCAGACUCCCGAUGACCAUUUAAGCCCAAGCACAGCUUCCCCUUCUUCUCGCAGGACUCGAAGCGACACGGACCCCCAAAAAUCCCAGCAGAGCUCUGGAAGGACUUCUGCCUCUGAAGAAGUUGGGAAGUGUAGCAGUACAGACACAACACAAGCGCAGCCUGUGUCGGGAAAGAAGAAGUUGCUGAAAGCUGACACGUUAGACUUGAGUGACUUGGCACAUGUCAGCGAUCAAAAGGAGGACACGUCUCCCACCGUUGUUGGUGAAGAUAACGACAAGAAAAGACACCAGAGUUCAGACAGUACCGUUGGUUUCUCAGAGCAGGAAAAGCUGGGGCAUAUGGGAUCCACAGAGAGCACAAGACUAGAUCCUGGUUCACCUGUCGCAAAGCCAAGUUUAUCACCUACUUCUAACCUUGGGUACUUUUAUAAUAAGGAUGCAGAUCUUGCGAAGAAAACGUGUGCUUCUCCGAGGCAAGCAGAAUCUGAAUCUGACAACGAUGCCAGAGCGGCUUUAAAUCAUGCAGAUCCAGCUGCAAAAACAGCCCAGCAACGAAUGUUGUCAAGACAGGAAGAACUUAAAGAACGAGCAAGAGUUCUGCUUGAGCAAGCAAGAAGAGAUGCAGCUUUAAAGGCAGGGAACAAGCAGCUAACGAAUACGAUCAUCCCAGCCCGCAAUAAGCAGCUGAAUGAUCAGCAAGAUGAAGAGCGGCGUCGGCAGCUGAGAGAGAGAGCUCGUCAGCUAAUAGCAGAAGCUCGAUCUGGAGUGAAGAUGUCAGAACUUCCUAGCUACACUGAAAUGGCUGUAGAAAAGUUGAAAGAAAGGUCAAAGGCAUCUGGAGCAGAACAAAACAGUAAGUUGGUGGAUUUGAAGCUGAAGAACCUCCUAGAAGCUCAGCCACAGGUGGCAAAUUCAUUCUCCAGUGCUGCUCAGAAAGCUGUAACUGAUAGCUCAGAGCAAGACAUUAAGAAUGGAACAGAGGAGCAUCGUGCUGAGCGAUUACAAAAAGCAACAGAACGUUUUAGAAAUCCUGUUGUGUUCAGCAAGGACUCCACCGUCAGAAAAACUCAGCUCCAGUCUUUCAGUCAAUACGUGGAGAGCAGACCAGAGAUGAAAAGGCAGAGAUCAAUACAGGAAGAUACAAAGAGAGGAAAUGAGGAGAAGGCUGCGAUAACUGAGACUCAGAGGAAGCCAUCAGAAGAUGAAGUGCUUAAUAAAGGGUUCAAAGACACCAGUCAGUAUGUUGUAGGAGAAUUGGCAGCACUAGAGAAUGAGCAAAAGCAAAUUGACACCCGUGCCGCGCUGGUGGAGAAGCGCCUUCGCUAUCUCAUGGACACAGGAAGAAACACAGAAGAAGAGGAAGCUAUGAUGCAGGAGUGGUUCAUGCUGGUUAAUAAGAAGAACGCUUUAAUAAGACGAAUGAACCAGCUUUCUCUCCUGGAAAAAGAACAUGACCUAGAAAGGCGCUACGAACUGCUGAACCGGGAGUUGAGAGCAAUGCUUGCUAUUGAAGACUGGCAAAAGACCGAGGCGCAGAAGAGGCGAGAGCAGCUGCUGCUGGACGAACUCGUUCUUCUCGUUAACAAACGGGACGCGCUGGUGCGGGACCUGGACGCCCAGGAGAAGCAGGCCGAGGAAGAGGACGAGCAUUUGGAGAGGACCCUGGAGCAAAACAAAGGCAAGAUGGCCAAGAAGGAAGAGAAAUGCCUCCUCCAGUGAGCGGCCCGCCCGCGGCGCAGCGCGGCUUUUUCAGACGGCUUCAAAAUGCCGGCUGGGGAGGGGGGAGGGGGGGGGGGAGGGGGGACGGACAAAAAACAAAAAAAAGAGAAAAAAAAAAAAAAAAAGGUUUGGAAAACGAAAUUGUAAACUUUUUCCUCUUUCUUUACGUUUUCUUAGGCCAGAGCUAGGCUGCACCGGGCCCCGUCCCGUUGUGGGGUUUUGGGUGUUUUGGUUUUUUUUUAGUUCUCCCUUUUUUUUUUUGGGUUCCCAUCCCCGGGGGGGGCCCGCUGAACGCGGCUUUUUGUCGUCCUAGGGUUAGAGAGGGGGGUGGGAGGGGGGGAACAGCCACCACCAUCAUCAUCCUCAGCCGCCGGGGUCGGGCCCCCCCGAUGCCAUCGCCCCCGUGUCCCGCUGUGUCCCGUCACCCCCCCCCCCCCCCCAGCCUCGUUUUUAUUUAUUGCGCCCGGGCGGUAAAACCCCGGCCCCCCCCUGCCCCCGCGUGUGCCCCCACGCGUGUCCCACGUCCCUCGGUGGAGCUCGCCCCGGUUAUUUAUUACAGCCCCGAGCCGUGACACAGUUUGCAAUAAAAGCCGAAUCUUUCUUACCGU